Chrysochloris asiatica (Cape golden mole) is the source of this 588-nucleotide messenger RNA. RefSeq names its product idnK, gluconokinase homolog (E. coli) (gene IDNK). Gene Ontology annotation, molecular function: gluconokinase activity. The transcript has 5 exons. Bases 1 to 588 code for a protein of 195 amino acids. The record is from RefSeq and is a predicted model, not a curated record. Lineage: Eukaryota; Metazoa; Chordata; Mammalia; Afrosoricida; Chrysochloridae. Gene Ontology annotation, cellular component: cytoplasm.
AUGGGAAAGCCUUACGCGCUGCUGGUGAUGGGCGUGAGCGGUUCGGGAAAGUCGACUGUGGGCACUCUGCUGGCAUCUGAGCUGGGAUGGAAAUUCUAUGAUGCAGAUGACUAUCACCCUGAGGAAAACCGGAGGAAGAUGAGCAAAGGGAUCCCCCUGAAUGACCAGGACAGGAUUCCAUGGCUCUGCAACUUGCAUGACAUUUUACUAAGAGAUGUAGCCGCAGGCCAGCAUGUGGUUCUUGCUUGUUCAGCUCUGAAGAAAAUGUACAGAGACAUCUUAAAACGAGGCGUCGAUGCUGUCCCUCAGAAAUGUGAUGAGUCAGGCAAGGAAGAAAAGCCACAUGAGGUGAAGCUCUUUGUGGUCCAUCUGAGUGGGUCAUUUGAGAUCAUCUUUGAACGCUUACUCAAAAGAAAAGGGCAUUUUAUGCCCCCUGAAUUAUUGCAGUCCCAGUUCAGCACUCUGGAGGCCCCAUCAGCUCCAGAAAACUUCAUCGAAAUCAGUGUGGACAGAGAGCUUCCAGAAAUCAUUGCUAUAGUCAUGCAAACUCUCCAAGUGCAGUGCGACUCAGAACACAAUGAGGCUUAA